Messenger RNA from Neohortaea acidophila, 1861 nucleotides. RefSeq names its product Gti1/Pac2 family-domain-containing protein. Gene Ontology annotation, molecular function: DNA binding. The transcript has a single exon. Bases 258 to 1583 code for a protein of 441 amino acids. The record is from RefSeq and is a predicted model, not a curated record. NCBI's taxonomy places the organism in Eukaryota, Fungi, Ascomycota, Dothideomycetes, Mycosphaerellales, Teratosphaeriaceae.
CUUCCUUCCACCAUCGCCGGCGACUCGUCAUCUUCAGCGCUGGUCUGCUUCCUCCGUUCUACGUCCUCCACAUUGACCGCCUGCUCCAUCUCCAAAACUGCACGUGAACACUGGAUGCUGACUGAUCCCGGAACGCACCUGCCGCAAUCGAUUUGAGAGAAGGAGCCCCACACACCUGGCAGGCGCGACCCGGACAAGCGAGUCUUGACGGCGCAUGCCACAACCCUUCUUCCCUUUUCCGCACAACACCGACACCAAUGGAGACCUAUAGUGGACACGUGAGAACGCCGACGGAUGCCAUCAUCCUGUUCGAGGCAUGUCGCAUUGGCCUGCUACCGCGCGUGCAGCGCAGACUAUCAGAGAAGGAACGACAGUCAAUCACCUCCGGCUCGGUCUUUGUGUGGGACGAGCGAGAGGCUGGCAUGCGAAGAUGGACAGAUGGUAAGUCCUGGAGCGCAAGCCGAGUGGCAGGCAGCUUCCUCACCUACCGUGAAAUGGAGGGCAAGCGGGGCGGUGGAGGGAUGGAGAAGAGCGCGAACCGCGAUGGCGUGGCCGGCAACGAGGCAGACUCCGAUGGCGGACCGGAUGGAUAUCGAUACAAAGCAGACGGCUUGAUGAAGCAGUCCUUCUCCAUCACCACCAACAACGGCCAACACCUCCAUCUCAUCAGCUACCUCUCGCGCUCCAACGCCAACAGCCUCAUGGCGCCUUCGGCCGACCCGCAACUCCGGCAUAUCAGGCCAGAGAAGGGCAUGUACCCCGAGUCGACCGUUCACGAACAGAGCAGCAUCCCCGCCGUCACUCGAGGGCCCAUGAGCUCCCCUGGUUAUACACAUGCCCCGCACCAAGCUCCACCCUAUGGCCGCACACCGCCGUAUUCUUAUGGCCCGGGCCCAGGUGGCUACCCUCCGAGUCCCAUGCACACUCCACCGCCGCAUACACAGUACUCUCCGUACUACCAACAUCCACCGUAUGCCGGACAAGGACCUCCACCAAAUAUGCACUACCCAGCGCCGGGCUACGGACAACCACCGUCGAUGACGGCCUUCGACAGGGCGCCUCCUCCACUAAGCAAUAACGGUCUUCCUCCGCCCCCUCCCCAAUACGGAGCACCCAUGCCGCCGCAAUCAGGCUAUCACAACGGCUAUCCCUACCCAACCGGCUACCCUCCCUACCACGCUCCACCUCCCCCAAAUGCGACAUACCCUCCACCACCUCCUGCACCCACGUACGAGACGAAAGCGCCGGCCCCAGGCGCUCCGGAGGAAUCGAAUUCCGCACGAACAGAGAAUCGCAACGAGAGGCCGCCAUCGCAAGCCAAACCCGAAGACGGGCCAUCGACGAGCAGUCCGCAAGCCCAGGCGGGCGCAUCGGGGCCUGCGACAUCCGGCCAGACCAUUCCCAGCAUAUCGGCGAUGCUCAACAGCGGGGAGAACGGGCAGCCACCGCCUCGCACGAGCAGCAAGAGCCCUCAAAACACCUCGACCCCACAAGACAUUCCCAUUUACAAGCUCGGAUUCGAGGCCAACAGGGACGUGCAAGCGCUGCGAAAUCUGGACAAGUCGACGUUCAAGUACAACUAGUAGUUAUCGACACUGUGGACGAUUGGACUUUUCCUGCUUUAUCGAACACUUUUACGGCCUGUUUGCUGCUUCUAUGAUACCAAGGCGUUUGCUACUUUACAAUGCUUCUUCCGGGGUAGGGUUUCCAAGAGACUAGUACGGCGCUGUGGGCUGCUGUAGAGAAAGAGAGAGACAAAUACAUGAUUAACGACUCGCGGGGUUAUAUCGGGGUGGGGGUGUCGAGAGAUUGAGUAUUUGUACAGAGUCACAUGUUGCUGCCUUACUCCAUACGCAAGACU